UUUCCUAAACCAAGCGUCACUUUCUGAAUCACACGUAAGACUACAGUUCCCAAAGUUCACAUCUUUCACGUUUAACAAGCUUUCACGUUAAUCUGACGUUUUACGUAUUCUUGCGUCACGCCUUGUAGUUCACCAGGGUUCAGAGACCUCGGUUCAGGCACAGACCGGAGAAGAGAAUGGAGAAACGGUGGUUGUCCUUUACACUCCUCUUCUUAGGAGUGUUUUCUCUCUACUGCGCCUCCGCUGAUAAUGGUGGUGUUAAAAAAUUAAAGAUGCAGUUUGCCACGGGACCACUUCUCAAAUUCCAGAUUUGUAUCUCCUGAGGGUACAAGCGGGUGUUUGAGGAGUACAUGCAGGUCCUGAACCAGCGGUACCCAGACAUCCGCAUCGAGGGGGAGAACUACCUGCCCCUCCCCAUCUACCAACACAUCGCGUCCUUCCUCUCCAUGUUCAAGCUGGCUCUGAUCGGCCUGGUCAUCCUGGGAAAGGACCCCUUCCCCGCUCUUGGCGUGCAGACUCCCGGGAUCUGGACCUGGGGCCAGGAGAACAAGAUAUAUGCGUGUAUGAUGGUGUUCUUCUUCAGUAAUAUGCUUGAAAACCACUGCAUGUCCACGGGGGCCUUUGAAAUCACACUGAACGACAUGCCGGUGUGGUCCAAGCUGGAGUCGGGCCACCUGCCCUCCAUGCAGCAGCUGGUGCAGAUCCUGGAGAACGAGAUGAAGAUGAACGUGCCCAUGGACGCUCUUCCUCACCAGCGGUCCUAGCCCCCCUGCGAACCCCCUCCCGCCCCCCAGCCCGUUGGAGGAGGGCGUGCCCUCAGGCAGUGAGGCGAUCCUUAUGAAGGUCUGUGCUGAAUGCAGGUUUGACUGCGGGUGCAGGCCGGAUGUUUCCAUCGUUCCUCACUGAGCCUGGGGUCCCUCCCUCCCCAAACGGGACAACGGGGGUCCGUGCCAUCGGGAUGGCUUUUCCCUUUCUUUAUUUUAUUUAAUUUUUUCUUUUUUUUUCUUUCCACUACUGCUGCCCAUUUGGUGCAAUAAUCCUAUAUAGCAGGGGUGUCAAACUCUGCAGUUUUAACUCCUGGAGGGCCGCAGUGUCUGCAGGUUUAACUCCAGUCCAGGAGGGCCGCAGUGUCUGCAGGUUUAACUCCAGUCCUGGAGGGCCGCAGUGUCUGCAGGUUUAACUCCGGUCCUGGAGGGCCGCAGUGUCUGCAGGUUUAACUCCAGUCCUGGAGGGCCGCACCGUCUGCAGGUUUAACUCCAGUCCUGGAGGCCCGCAGUGUCUGCAGGUUUAACUCCGGUCCUGGAGGGCCACAGUGUCUGCAGGUUUAACUCCAGUCCAGGAGGGCCGCAGUGUCUGCAGGUUUAACUCCGGUCCUGGAGGGCCGCAGUGUCUGCGGGUUUAACUCCAGUCCUGGAGGGCCGCAGUGUCUGCAGGUUUAACUCCAGUCCUGGAGGGCCGCAGUGUGUGCAGGUUUAACUCCGGUCCUGGAGGGCCGCAGUGUCUGCGGGUUUAACUCCAGUCCUGGAGGGCCGCAGUGUCUGCAGGUUUAACUCCAGUCCUGGAGGGCCGCAGUGUGUGCAGGUUUAACUCCGGUCCUGGAGGGCUGGUGUGUCUGCAGGUUUAACUCCAGUCCUGGAGGGCCGCAGUGUCUGCUGGUUUAACUGUUUUUCGUUUGUGAUUACUUUUAAGUCAUUGAUUGGCUAAAGAAUCCACACGUUGCUCUCAGGGUGACAGUUGGCUGAUGAUUGACCGGAACCUGCAGUUACCAGCAGACACUGCGGCCCUCCAGGAGUUUCAUGCCUCUGUUGCAUAGUUUUGCCGCCCCCGCCAUAACCUAACAUCCCCAUUGAUUGUUUUAUAUUUACGGAAUUACGGAAGAUUACUAAAAUAACAAACAAAUAACCAGAACAAGCCAGAUUAUAAUUAUUUAAUUGCUCUGAAUUUGAAUUUACUUGACAAUUUGAAUUAGUUUCAUUAACUGUUGUAAUGUUUUAUAUUUGUUUUUAUAGCCAAAUAUGGAACUGAGAGAGAAAUUAAAAUGUAAUUAUGACUAACUGGAAA
This is a messenger RNA of Conger conger (European conger), 2061 nucleotides long. Its product is annotated as thioredoxin reductase-like selenoprotein T1a. Gene Ontology annotation, molecular function: thioredoxin-disulfide reductase (NADPH) activity. The record is from RefSeq and is a predicted model, not a curated record. NCBI's taxonomy places the organism in Eukaryota, Metazoa, Chordata, Actinopteri, Anguilliformes, Congridae. Gene Ontology annotation, biological process: cell redox homeostasis. The transcript is spliced from 6 exons. Gene Ontology annotation, cellular component: endoplasmic reticulum membrane.